Molecule: messenger RNA, 3611 nt
Organism: Lagenorhynchus albirostris (white-beaked dolphin)
Lineage: Eukaryota; Metazoa; Chordata; Mammalia; Artiodactyla; Delphinidae
Gene: PITRM1
Product: pitrilysin metallopeptidase 1
Exons: 23
Coding region: 37-2583 (848 amino acids)
Biological process (GO): protein processing
Cellular component (GO): mitochondrial matrix
Molecular function (GO): metal ion binding
Source: RefSeq, a predicted model, not a curated record
GUGGGGUCACGGCCGGAGGUGCGCCGGUCACAAGCCAUGUGGCGCAGCGGGUGCGGAGCCGGGGUUUUGCUGCGGAGGCUGAACGGCCGCACCGCCAGCCUCGGAGCAUGGAGGUGGGCGAGCACCAUGGCCUGUGAGAGGGCGCUGCUGCGGUACCGGGUCGGAGAGAAGAUCCAUGGCUUCACUGUCAGCCAGGUAACAUCUGUUCCUGAGCUGUCCCUGACCGCCGUGAAACUCAGCCAUGACAGCACGGGAGCACAGCACUUGCACCUGGCCAGAGAGGACAGAAAUAACCUGUUCAGUGUGCAGUUCCGCACCACCCCCAUGGACAGCAGCGGUGCCCCGCACGUCCUGGAGCACACGGUCCUGUGCGGCUCUCAGAGGUACCCCUGCCGGGACCCCUUCUUCAAGAUGCUGAACAGGUCGCUGUCUACGUUCAUGAACGCCUUCACGGCUAGUGAUUACACCCUGUACCCAUUUUCCACACAAAACCCCAAGGACUUCCGGAACCUCCUAUCCGUGUAUUUGGACGCAGCCUUCUUUCCCUGCUUACGGGAACUGGAUUUCUGGCAGGAAGGAUGGCGACUAGAACAUGAGGAUCCCAAUGACCCCCAGACGCCGUUGGUCUUUAAAGGAGUCGUCUUUAACGAAAUGAAGGGAGCGUUUACAGAUAACGAGAGGAUGUUCUCGCAGCACGUUCAGAGCCACCUGCUUCCCGACCACACAUACUCAGUGGUCUCUGGAGGGGACCCCUUGUGCAUCCCGGACCUCACGUGGGAGCAGCUCAGACAGUUCCACGCCACACACUACCACCCCAGCAACGCCAGGUUCUUCACUUAUGGUAAUUUUCCGCUAGAACAGCAUCUGAAACAAAUUCAUGAAGAAGCACUGAGUAAAUUUCAGAGAAUCAAGCCACAUACCACAGUGCCAGCCCAGAAGCCUUGGGAUAAGCCUAGGGAGUUCCAGAUCACGUGUGCCCCAGACUCGCUGGCCGCGGGCUCCUCAGAGCAGACGACCAUCAGUGUCAGCUUCCUCCUGCCAGACAUCACUGACACAUUUGAAGCCUUCACGUUGAGCCUUCUGUCUUCACUCUUGAUCAGUGGCCCCAACUCGCCCUUCUACAAAGCCCUCAUUGAAUCUGGACUCGGCACAGACUUUUCCCCUGACGUUGGGUACAAUGGCUGCACACGGGAGGCCUACUUCAGCGUGGGCCUGCAGGGUAUUGCAGAGAAGGACAUUCAGACAGUCCAGGACCUCGUGGAUAGGACACUGGAUGACAUCAUUGAGAAAGGAUUUGAAGAUGAUCGAAUCGAAGCCUUACUUCAUAAAAUUGAGAUACAGAUGAAGCACCAGUCUGUCAGCUUUGGACUCGCCCUGACGUCUUACGUAGCUUCCUGCUGGAAUCACGACGGGGACCCCGUGGAGCUCCUCAAGCUCGGGAGUCAGGUGGCCCAGUUCCGGAAGUGCCUGGAGGAAAAUCCAAAAUUUUUGCAAGAAAAAGUAAAACAGUAUUUUAAGAAUAAUCAGCAUAAGUUGACUUUAUCAAUGAAACCAGACGACAAGUAUUCCGAGAAACAAAUGCAGCUGGAAGCAGAAAAACUGAAGCAAAAGGUCAACUCUCUUUCCCCGGAAGACAAGCAGCAGAUCUAUGAAAAAGGUUUGGAAUUACAGGCGCAGCAAAGCCAACCUCAGGACGCGUCGUGUCUGCCCGCGUUGAAGGUGUCGGACAUCGAGCCCCGCAUCCCGUUCACUGAGGUGGAGGUGGCUCUGGCAGCUGGGGACAUACCCGUCCAGUACUGCACGCAGCCCACCAAUGGCGUGGUCUACUUCAGAGCCUUCUCGAGUCUGAACACCCUGCCCGAGGAGCUCCGGCCCUAUGUGCCCCUCUUCUGCACCGUCCUCACCAAGCUGGGCUGCGGUGCCCUCGACUACAGGGAGCUGGCCCAGCAGGUGGACCUGAAGACGGGGGGCCUGGCUGCCACCCCCCACGUGCUCCCCGACGACUCACACCUCGAUACUUACGAGCAGGGUGUGCUCUUUUCAUCUUUCUGCCUUGAUAGAAACCUACCAGACAUGAUGCAUCUGUGGAGUGAAAUCUUUAACAACCCCUGCUUUGAGGCCGAGGAGCACUUCCGAGUGCUGGUGAAGAUGACAGCUCAGGAGCUGUCCAACGGGGUCCCCGACGCAGGCCACCUCUACGCGUCCAUCAGGGCAGGCAGGAUGCUGGCACCCGCGGGGGACCUGCAGGAGACCUUCGGGGGGAUGGACCAGGUGAGGCUCAUGAAGAGAAUCGCAGAGAUGACGGACAUCAAGCCCAUCCUGAGGAAGCUCCCGCGCAUCAGGAAGCAUCUUUUGAACUGUGAUAACUUCAGAUGUUCCGUGAAUGCUACUCCCCAGCAAAUGUCUCAGGUGGAGAAUUCGGUGGACAACUUCCUCAGGACCCUUAGCCGGAGUAAGAAGGAGCGGAAGCCUGCGCACCCACACGUGGUGGAGAAACCUGCACCUAAGGGACCUGGCAGGCACUCCCCAUUCACGAGGAAGCUGGUGACGUCUCAAGAUCCUGGCACGCUUGAUGACGGCUAAAUUCUUGCACACGGAAAUUCGAGAAAAAGGCGGUGCUUAUGGUGGAGGCGCCAGACUCAGCUACGGCGGGAUCUUCACGCUCUACUCGUACAGGUGAGUCGGGCCGUCUGGCCCCAGUGUUCUCACACGCGGAGUGAACUUCAGAAAAACGCUUCGCCUGUCGUCGCUGGGCCGGCGUGUAACCCCACCCAGCAAGGUCGUUUAGGCUGCAGGCCUUAGGGACAGUGGGAGGGGACAACAAAUAGCUCUGGGGUUUGGUAACCAGGGUGUGUAAGGAGAUGACCUGGAAGCUCUCCGGGGCUGGGCUAGGUCUUCAGGCCCAGACUGUUCCGCCCUUUUACGUCUCUGUUCUGUGGCCCUGCUGCCUCUCUGGCACGUCCGAGAUGGAGGGUUUCUCUCUGGCCCCGACUGCUUCAUGUCCCGUGACAUGGACUGAUGUGGUCGUGCGGGGGCUGCGGGUCUUGAGGGACAUGAAAAAUGAGGCGUUUCCCACAAGAUGCCCUCAGGACAUGCACGUGAGAAUGAGGGGCCUUGGAGCUCUUUCUGUUUAGGGGAGGACCCCAGAAACUGGCCUCUGAGGUGAUCAUUGCGCUGUCUGGGUGCAUGUUAUGAGCGUCUUCUGUUCCUUCCGGCUGGUCCCCCGGCUCUCCUGUCCUGGGUCACAGUGGUGUAGUCAGUGAUCAGGUGGCGAAGUGCGGGUGACAGGUGAGGUCUGCACGGAGAGUGUCGGUGGCUUGUGUGGCCACAUGUUAAUUUCCAGAGUGCUGGGUUGUCUGGACUGUUAAAACAGCAUUAACAACCCCGAAGCAUGGAAGAACUGAAGUCAUGCCUGGGUGUCCCCUAUACUUUUUCUGCCAAACAUGUGAGUCUGACUCCUUGGGUCUCCAGGGACCCGCAUUCCACGGAGACGCUGCAGUCCUUCCUGAAGGCCAUCGACUGGGCCAAGUCUGGGAGGUUCACGCAGCAGGACAUCAAUGAGGCAAAGCUCUCUGUCUUCGCCGCCGUGGACGCUCCGGUGGCUCCUUCAG